Molecule: messenger RNA, 1070 nt
Organism: Vigna radiata var. radiata (mung bean)
Lineage: Eukaryota; Viridiplantae; Streptophyta; Magnoliopsida; Fabales; Fabaceae
Product: flavanone 3-dioxygenase 3-like
Exons: 4
Coding region: 17-1030 (337 amino acids)
Source: RefSeq, a predicted model, not a curated record
GCUUUCAAUAAUUUCCAUGGCUGAAAUAACAUCAACUCAACCUAAAUUGAAUGUCCCCCCAGUUGAGAACAUUACUUCUUCUCAGCACAGUGCAGAUCUUUUUUCUGCUUCGGAUCAUAACAUACCCACGGUUGAUUACUCUCUACUAUUUUCUGAUAACCCUGUUCAACGAUUUCUUGCCCUAGAAAACCUUCGCCAAGCAUGUCAAGAAUAUGGCUUUUUCUAUUUGGUAAACCACACCAUCCCAGAUGAAGUGUUGGACGCUACUCUAAAGGGGUUUUCUGAUUUCUUUGAUCCAAAAACCAUACAUGAAAGAAGGGUCUUCUGCAAAAGUGGUCCAUCUGAUAAAAUUCGAUGGGACGUAAACUCGUCUGCUGGAGAAAAUAGGGAAUAUCUCAAAGUUAUCGCACAUCCCCAGUUCCAUGCUCCUUCUAAUCCAUCAGGAAUUAGAAAAAUUUUAGAAGAAUAUCACAAAGAAAUGAGGAAUAUAGUAGCAGGGUUGGGAAGAUCAGUGUCCAGAACAUUAGGGUUUGAAGAAGACUACAUAGAGAAGGAGUUCAACCUGAAGUCAGGGUUUGAUGUGAUGGCUAUGAAUCUUUAUCCACCAAAUUUUAGGUCAAAGGGAGAGAUUGGUAUCCCUGAACACACUGACCCUGGUUUUGUGGUAACCCUAGUGCAAGAUGUAGAUGGUGGACUCCAAAUACUAUCCCAUCAAGGAAAGUGGAUCAAUGUUUAUAUACCCCAUCAUGCCAUACUCAUCCAACUUGGUGAUCAUCUUGAGGUCUUAACCAAUGGAAAGUAUAAGAGUCACAUCCAUCGAGUUAUUGUCAAGAAAAAUAAGGUGCCAAGGAUCUCUGUGGUCACCCUUCAUGGACCUCAGUUGGAGAAAUUCAUCAGCCCGGGCGUAGAUUUUGUUGAUGAAGAACAUCCACAAAGAUACCAUGGGAUGACCUAUAAAGAAUCAUUGGAAGCAAAUGGGGGUGAUGAGAUAGAUGUGCAGUCCUCCCUUCACAAAAUUAGAUUUUUGUGAAACUUUAAUGAAUAUCAGAAACAAUUAAUGAACACUUAUU